This is a messenger RNA of Jaminaea rosea, 1694 nucleotides long. RefSeq names its product TMS membrane protein/tumor differentially expressed protein. Lineage: Eukaryota; Fungi; Basidiomycota; Exobasidiomycetes; Microstromatales. The transcript has a single exon. Gene Ontology annotation, cellular component: membrane. Bases 115 to 1662 code for a protein of 515 amino acids. The record is from RefSeq and is a predicted model, not a curated record.
GUCACAGUCGAGUCGAUUUGAGUGGAGAUCAACGAGACUGGCCCCCCGACUGAGCCGUCAGUCUCGCAACUCUUUGCCUCCUGACUACAUCCUCACCCAACACAACGCCUAGCCAUGGGAGCACUCCUCUCCAUCCCAUUCCUAUCGGGCUCACUGCUCUCAGGCCUGGCGACGUCAUGCUUGGGAGGGCUGGCCUUCUUUUGCACCUCGACGGCUGCCUCUGCCUUCUUCAAGUCGUGCAACUGCCAAUCGUCGAUUGCCACUCGCGUAGGUUUCGCCCUCAUCUUCUGCCUCGACGCAGCAUUAGCAUGGCUCAGCUUAAAUCGCUACAUCAUGGACAAGCUACAGUCGCUCACUUGGGGUUGGCUCAAGAUGGACUGCGAGACCGAUUCGAAGAGAUGCUAUGGUGUACUCGCCGUUCAUCGAAUCACUUUUGCACUCGCCCUCUUUCACCUCAUCCUCGCAGCCUUGCUCGCUGGUGUACGCGACACAAAAACGCCAAGAGCUAGCAUCCAAAAUGGCUGGUGGGGCCCUAAACUCCUCGCCUGGCUGCUCCUCGUCGUCCUCUGCUUCUUUAUCCCAAAUGCCUUUUUUGCAUUCUGGGCAAACUAUCCAGCCUUGCUCCUCGCAUCCAUCUUCAUCCUCGUCGGACUCGUCCUCCUCGUCGACUUUGCUCACUCUUGGAGCGAGACGUGCCUCGAUAGAUGGGAGGAGACCGACUCCAACUUUUGGAAGCUCACCCUCAUUGGCAGCACCGCAGCUGGUUACCUCGCCGUCGUCGUAGCUACCACGCUUCUCUACAUCUUCUUCACCGGCAGCGGCUGUGGCCUCAAUGCCUCGCUCAUCACCGUCAACUUGUUCUUCGUCAUCGGCCUCACCGCCCUUUGCAUCUCACCGGCGGUACAGGAAGCCAAUCCUCGUUCUGGCUUGGCUCAGGCUAGCAUGGUGGCCGCCUAUUGCACUUACCUCGUCGCCUCAGCCCUCAUGAACAGGGACGACGAGCAAUGCAAUCCCAUCACCCGUGGACGAGGUGGAGGGCCAGCAAAGACGACGACCGUUGUACUCGGAGCCCUCUUUACUUUCCUUGCCAUUGCCUAUUCCACUAGCAGAGCAGCCACGCAAUCGGGAAAGCUCGUUGGAAAGGGAGCCGGCAGGAAGACGGGUCCCAUUGCUCUGGGCGAUGUUGGCUCAGGGGCAGACGCCGAAGCUCAGACAUCAGCCACGUCAGGCAUCACAACGCAGCAGCCUACGCGCAAAGACUCGCUGCGCAUACAAGCCCUAAUGGCAGCCGUAGAGGCCGGAGCAAUCCCCGCAUCUGCCCUCGACGACGAAGAUGAUGAUGAUGACGACGAUGACGCAGCAGCAGCCGCACCUCAAGAUGACGAGCGCAACGGAACCGCCUACAACUACUCGCUCUUCCACAUCGUAUUCCUUCUCGCUGCAUGCUAUACUGCCAUGCUCCUCACAGACUGGCGUUUCGUCCGCCUUGAGGACGCGCAUAUCCCAGACGAUGAUGGCGGGGCAGGCGCGCCCGUCGUCUUCAUCGGCAGGAGCGCUACAGCAAUGUGGAUGAGGAUCGUCUCCAGCUGGCUCUGUGUCGCCAUCUACGCUUGGAGCUUAGUUGCGCCAGUUGUCAUGCCGGAUCGAUUCGGUCUCGAUUAGCGGAUGCAACUGACCACUGGUAUCAUAGCAUU